GUGUUAAGUGUUAAAGCUCUCAUCUGGGAAAUAGAUUUUGUGACCAUGAGAGCUGCUCAUCUGGAAAAUAGAUUUUGUUACUGUUUGAGCACAGAAGAGUUUCCAUUCUGAAUGAUUUCUGGUGUGCUUCAGCAUGGAAGAAUAUUAAUUGAAUUAUGUAAUUUUAUUUGUUUCCUAAAAUAGUUAUUUUUGUGAAAUAUAAUUUCUAUUUAUAAUUAUUUUUUAAUAUUUUUGUGUACCUCCAAAUAUCUCCCAAUAUUAUGUUAGGAAACAGAAGUGAAAUUCUUGUGUAUCUCUGGUACACUGCUUCUCCCUCCCCUCCGAUCACACUCGUUUUUACAGGGAGAUGGUUCUGUUGCAUGGUUUGUGGUUUGUGUGUUAUUUUGUCAGAAAUAGUCAAGUAUAGAAUAUUUCUUGUCUUGAAAAUUGCCAGUGUUUCGGUGUAUGGUGAACUCUAAAUAAGGUUGUGUUUUGCUGUCUUAAGGUUAGUUAUUAUUAUGGUACAGUUUUUACUUCUGUUGUUUAGGGAGGCUUUGGUUGUUGGGGUUUUUUUCCUUCUUUUUCAUGCAUUCAGUCUUGGAAGUCUCUAUGCAACAUCCCAAUAUUUUUGGAUCAUACAGUUUGCAUAGCUCCCAAAUUUUUUAUAUUGGAUGUUUUUCAUUUGGUACCUACAAUCUGCUGUGUAUAGAUGACAUUUACACGUGUUUCCCUGCACUGGGAAAUGAGUGUUCUGUGCUGUUUGGCUGGCUCAGGCCCCAGCAGCAUUGAGGUCAACUGCAGCAUUUGUGUAAAUGUUUUACUAACGUGAUCUCAAGUUAACUUUCAACUUCUUGAAAUUCAUCCUGUGUAGUUAUAUAAUCGUGUUUCACUGCUUGUAUUGAGUAAUGAUAAACUCAAAUUUGAAUAAAACAACUGGAUUUGAUGUGCCUCCAUGACCUCAUGACUUGCCUGAUACGUAGUCCAUCCUGUUAGCUGGAGCCGCGGUGACAGAGUGCAGGUGCAGUGUCCCUUGCUUGGUGCUCUGGAGGUGCUUUCCUUAGGAGUCCCUGGAGUGGAAUAGCUGCUGUUGCUUCCAUCCUGCUUCAGGACCUCCUGCAGCCCUGUGAUUGCUGAUACGUGCUUGGCAGCCUCAAGGGGUCCAUCUCGACAGCCUCAAGAUGGCAUCUUCCAGACUUCCCAUCCUUAUAGCAUUGGCAUUUUCCUCUUUGCCCUUUGUUCUUUCACAUUCAAACAAGGAAAUGUGGUUUCAGGAAUUCUUUCCACCUAAUGUGUGCCCUAUAAAUGCCAAAGCGAACACUUUUUAUGGCAUCAUGUUUGACGCAGGAAGCACUGGAACCCGUAUUCAUAUUUACACCUUUGUGCAGAGGAGCCCAGAAAAGCUUCCAGAGGUGGAAGGGGAAAUCUUUGAGUCUGUGAAGCCAGGUCUGUCUGCAUAUGCUGAUCAGCCUGAAAAGGGUGCUGAAAGUGUCAAAACAUUGCUGGACAUGGCUGUUGAUGCUGUGCCACCUCAUCUCUGGAAAAAGACCCCAGUGGUGUUGAAAGCCACGGCUGGACUUCGCUUGCUGUCAGAGGAGAAAGCUCAGGCUCUGCUGUCAGAGGUGAAAGAAGUCUUUGAGGAAUCACCAUUCCUGGUUCCAGAGGACAGUGUUGGCAUCAUGGACGGAUCUCAUGAAGGAAUUUUAGCCUGGAUCACUGUGAACUUUUUGACAGGGCAGCUGUCUGGCCAGAACCAGCAAACUGUUGGGAUUCUGGACUUGGGAGGAGCCUCAACCCAAAUCACAUUCCUGCCACGGUUUGAGGAAACUCUGAAGGAAACCCCUGAGGAUUUUCUUACCUCAUUUGAAAUGUUUAAUAGCACGUACAAGCUCUAUACCCACAGCUAUUUGGGGUUUGGACUAAAAGCUGCAAGACUGGCAACGCUUGGAGCUUUGAACAUGGAAGUUGUGGAUGGACAAAUGUUCCGCAGUUCUUGUUUGCCUAAGCAGUUGGAGGCAGAGUGGCACUUCGGGGGAGUGAAAUAUCAAUAUGGUGGCAACAAAGAAGGAGAAACAGGAUUCAAGCCUUGCUACUUGGAAGUACUCAAGGUUGUCAAAGGGAAACUUCACCAGCCAGAGGAGAUACGUGGAAAUUCCUUCUAUGCUUUCUCCUAUUACUAUGAUCGAGCAGCUGACACCAACCUAAUUGAUUAUGAACACGGAGGUGUUUUGGAAGUGAGAGAUUUUGAAAGAAAAGCCAAAGAAGUCUGUGAUAACAUGGAGAGGUACAACUCAGCCAGUCCUUUCCUCUGCAUGGAUCUCACUUACAUCACUGCUUUAUUAAAGGAAGGUUUUGGAUUUAGGGACAACACAGUCUUAAAGUUGACAAAGAAAGUAAACAACAUAGAGACAAGCUGGACUUUGGGUGCUACCUUUUACCUGCUGCAGUCUCUGGGAAUGACUUAUUGACUUGUGAUACUGCUGUGGACUUCAGCAUUUCUGAAAAUGCUGAGAAAGUAAAUUGCAAUCUCCAGGUAUAGUGUUCAGCUGGACUGGUCACAGAGCAGAACAUGGACCAAAAAUAUAUGACAGCUCUUUACCCUGGAUUGGCAUUGUGCCUAAUGAGAGUAUGAUUUAUAACUGUGAUUGCCAUAAAUGAUCCAGAAUCUGCCUUAAGAAAGUCAAAAGGUCUAAACUCCAGUGGAGAAUAAGCAAGGGGCUCAAAAUCAGCUUUCACCAGCAAGUUUGUUAGAAGAACAGAGUUCCUGGAUGUGGUGGCAGACUACAGACACAUGACUUCCCCUACCCCCUUCUAUUUAAACAUAAAUAACUUAAAUUUGCUUGUGAGAUGUUAAAUACAGAAAUUAGGAAUAGCAUCAACAGUGAUGCAGAGAAAAGUGAACAACUCUGGAUGCUGCCAACCUCAGUGUUCCAAAAAUCCAGCUGCUAGCUUAGCAAAUACAUGGCAAGAAUAUUCCAGUCUUUCAAGGGCCUGCUGUAAGUACACUUUGGGCAUGGUUUUGGGAAAGGUGCUGGCUAAAACAUAGUCAUUUACCAAGCAGUUUUUAGGCAGUAGGCAUUUCCUAAGCAGAAGGUGUGCCUGUGUUUCAGUUUUGCUGCCCUUUCCAAGUCUGUGCAGCUACACCAUACAUCUGACUACCAGACUUGAUAAAUUUAUUCAUUUAGCAUGUAGUCAUAACACAUAGUUGUGCUGGCACAACGAGGCAGCAGUGCCAGCUAUUGAAACUGCCAGAAGAUGAGCUUGUCACAUUCCACCCACAAGGAGAUUGCAGUCAGAUGAAAUGGCUGAUCUGACAGCUCAGUUUGCUGUGAGAGCCAGCUCUGUUUCUCUGCUCUCAGCAAGGCACAUCCACAGCCUUCUUCCCUCUGCUGCUGGUGCUCCUCAGGUUCUUGUGUGAACUGAUUCAGGACACCUGACCUGAGGUGGUGCUCACCCAAGAGUCAAGUCUGGUGCUAUCCCAAGGACAGCAGGCAAGGCACAGCCCAGCAAGGCCUGCUGGGCCAGCAAGAGGUCUGAGCACCACAGUCCCUUUUGCUGGAGUGAGCUCUAAGGUGUGGUCUCCCAUUUGAAACCCAUCCAUUGCCCUAAGUAAAAACAGCUGUAGAGAUGUCUUCCCCCCAUGAAACAACUGGCAGCUUGCUCUCUUCACCUCUUCAAGGAAUGUGUAAGGUACAGGUGAAUUUACCCCAUCACAACAAAGAGGUAUUGCUCAUGUGACUAAGGGAAACUUCUAGCCACUGAUGUCUUGUGAUGAACAUUUCCCUGAUGGGCAGUUGCAGUUACCAAGUGUCCCAGUUGCUCUAAAACACCUUUCUGUCAAACCAAAGACUGCCCUCACGCUGCCUUCUCUGCAAACUGGAUUUGAAAAUAAUUGGUAAUUCCCAGCAAGGGGAGGAAAUCAUGCACUCAUGUCUUCAAUGGUCUUGCCAAACAGUUUGGAGACUUAGAAAUUUGCCUUACU
Molecule: messenger RNA, 3958 nt
Organism: Melozone crissalis (California towhee)
Lineage: Eukaryota; Metazoa; Chordata; Aves; Passeriformes; Passerellidae
Gene: ENTPD5
Product: ectonucleoside triphosphate diphosphohydrolase 5 (inactive)
Exons: 14
Coding region: 1158-2444 (428 amino acids)
Biological process (GO): nucleoside diphosphate catabolic process
Cellular component (GO): membrane
Molecular function (GO): UDP phosphatase activity; GDP phosphatase activity
Source: RefSeq, a predicted model, not a curated record